Closterium sp. Yama58-4 is the source of this 2073-nucleotide messenger RNA. The record is from the annotation of a GenBank genome assembly. Lineage: Eukaryota; Viridiplantae; Streptophyta; Zygnematophyceae; Desmidiales; Closteriaceae.
AUGGUGGGGAGCGAUGAGGGCCUCACGAAGGGUUGCUUCUGGCGCAGCAGCGGCUGCAGCCGUGGCCUCUUUCCCAUGGCGCACGCUGCUACCCUUGACCCCAGCCAGUGGCCGGGGCUGCGAGACAUGAAGGCACAGUGGGGCAGUAUAAUUCCGAGCAUCACCGACACCUGGGUGGAGAACGGUGACUGCAGCAGUUACAAGAACGUCCACUGCAAUGCUGCUGGCUUCGUGACACAACUAGACCUAGCCAACAGAAGACUCACAGGCUCUCUUCCUGGCACCAUUGGAGUCUUCAUUGAUCUUCAGUACUUCUAUAUAGACUCCAACUUUCUAUCGGGCCCGCUCCCAUCCACCUUCUCCAGACUCGUUGCUCUAAAGGAAUUCGCAGCCAAUCACAAUCAGCUCAGUGGGUCCCUGCCUGAGCACAUCGGUGCCCUCACUGCCCUGCAACAACUGCGACUGCAGGACAACCAACUGGAAGGGCCCUUCCCGGCAUCCUUCACCCAACUGACUGCACUGAUCUCAUGCGAUAUUCACAACAACCAGAUUUCGGGAUCUUUACCAGACGAACUUGGGAGUGUCUCCAAGCUAUUAGAAUUCCGUGCCAACGACAACCUCCUAUCAGGCCCCCUGCCCACCACGCUAACAGCCAUGACCACGCUCUCUUACCUGGAGCUACAGAACAACAACCUGAGUGGACCCCUCCCUGCCAACCUGGGCACCAUCUCCACACUCAAGACGCUCAAUCUGGCACACAACGCAAUCACUGGCGCGCUUCCUAACCAGUGGUCAACACCUGACAUCUAUAUGCUGGAUAUCAGUGACAACCACCUGUCUGGCACAAUACCGGACGAUAUAACAGGCUUGGUCUACCUCAUACUUCUGGACCUGAGCUCCAACCGCCUUACUGGAACAAUACCACAACAUCUUGCUGGCCAUAGCAACCUACAAGUUCUCAACCUGAGGGACAAUCAACUCACAGGGAAGGUCAUUGAGCCUGUGCCGCCAAACGCAUGGAUGUACAAGCUAGACAACAACUACUUGACUCAGGGGUUCUCCUCCCCACCACCGUGCGAGCAAGGCUACAUCACGUACCACAGCAACUGUGCGGACGAUCCAGCUCCCGGCCUUUUCUGUGGUCUGGACGAGAGUCAGAAGGCCGAGCCUGUCUGCGCUGCCUUCUGUGGUGUCUCUUCCACUUCUCCCGCCUGCAACGGCCAUGGCACAUGUUACUUGGACGGCCCCAGCAACGUACCCACAUGCCUCUGUGACGAUAACUACGUGAUUGGGGAGUUCCCUGGCAGCUGCGUGGCUGUGGCAGGUGGUACGACAGAGCAGCAGCUGACCCCCACAGCAGCCACGCUCACAGCCACUGGCGACGCCUCAGUGGAUGCUGCAACAGCCAUGCUCACUCUCACGCCCGCCCAGCCGUCCAAGGCUGGCAGUGUGUUCCUGGCAGCGCGCGUGCCGCUCUUCUCCUACCAGCUCAUUGGGGACUCCUGCGGCCGCCAGCUCGCCUUCUCCUCCUCCUUCUCCUUCACUCUCACCCGCCCUGCUGCCUCCGGCUCCGAAGGCUUUGCCUUUGUGGUGGCCUUUGAUGCCACCCCGCCCACAACACCGGUGGCGGGCGGCAUGGGGUAUGCGGGGAUGGGAGCGCGCAGCGUGGCAGUGGAGUUUGACACAUCGAUGGAUGUGGGCAACAACGACCCUGACAGCAACCACGUGGGCAUCAACACUGGCGGCAAUGUCACGUCGGUUGUCACAGCAACGCCCAAAUUCUCUCUUAAUGACGGCAAGCCCAAGCACGUGUGGAUCGAGUACGACCCUUCCUCUAGUGGCUCCCUGCGCGUCUUCCUCUCCUCCCAGGCGUCCCCUCGCCCCACCACCCCCCUCCUGUCGGCACGCAUCUCCCUGUGUGAGGAGCUCGCCCCCUCCCCAUCGGAGUACACCUUUGCCAUCGGCUUCACUGCUGCCUCCGCCACCCAGCCUCAAAGCCAUGUCGUCUCCGCCUGGACCCUCUCCACCUGUGAGUGCACCUCUCCACCUGUGAGUGCACCUCUCCACCUAUGA